Monoraphidium neglectum is the source of this 968-nucleotide messenger RNA. Its product is annotated as Importin-11. Gene Ontology annotation, cellular component: cytosol; nuclear envelope. The annotation marks the transcript as partial. The transcript has 6 exons. Lineage: Eukaryota; Viridiplantae; Chlorophyta; Chlorophyceae; Sphaeropleales; Selenastraceae. Gene Ontology annotation, biological process: protein import into nucleus. Gene Ontology annotation, molecular function: small GTPase binding. The record is from RefSeq and is a predicted model, not a curated record.
AUGCAGCAGCAGCAGGUCUGCGAGCCGAAUCAGGUGCUGCAGCUGCUUCUGAGGGCUCUCAGCCAUGAUCAGGCGAUGCAGAAGCAAGCGGAGCAGGCUCUCCACUCGCUGGAGUCGCAGCCGGGCUACGUCUCGUGUUUGGCGGCGAUUGUCGCCAAUGGCGAGGCCAACCACAGCGCACGUUGGAUGGCCUCUGUCCAGCUCAAGAACACAGUCAGCAAGCAGUGGCGCCCGCGCUACGACAGCAGGGGGGUGUCUCAAGAGGAGAAGGCGUACAUGCGGCAGCACAUCCUCGACCUCAUCAGCCAAGACGACAGCAAGAUCGCGGUCCAAGUGGCGCUGGUGGUGGCGAAGAUCGCGCGCAGCGACUACCCUCGGGAGUGGCCCACCCUGGUGUCUGACCUGCUGGGGCGCGUCCAUGGCGGCAGCACACUCACGGUGCGCCGCGUCUACUUCGUGAUGCAUCACGUCCUUAAGGAGCUCUCCUCAAAGCGGCUCGCGGCGGAUCAGCGCAACUUUGCAGAGGCAAGCGCGGCGCAAGCGGCGGCUGCGCUGGCCGCCUCAUGCUCGGGGCACAGAUCGAGUUUUGCUCGCAUCACAGCCCAGCUUCUGGACCACGUCUGGGGCCAGUGGUGCUCAGACCUCAACACCAUUGUCUCGGGCCUCCCCUCCGCCCUGGCCGCGCCGUCCGGCGCCGCCGCGCAGCCGCUGCUGCUGCACUUCGAGCGCUGGCUGCUGCUGCUGAAGAUCCUGCGCCGCCUGAUCGUCUUCGGGUUCCAGUCCGACGCCAGAACACUGGAGCCGGUGCCCGCGGUCAGCACGUGCGCGCCGGCACUGCUGCAGGCGGCGGGGGCGCUGGCGGCGGCGCGGCCCGAGCGGGCGGCGCAGAGCAGGGUGGUUGCUAUGGUUGAUAGGGGGGUGCUCAAGCUGGUCAAGACGCUGUGUCAGAUCCAGGAGGCGCACCCCUG